AUGGCCUCUGGACGCACAGAACGCGUCUAUCACCAAGACUACAUUGCGCGCAUCAGAUACUCCAACACAUUACCACCACCUCCGAAUCCGCCAAAGCUUCUCGACAUCCCUGGAACUGGCAUCGCCUCGAACAACUACACAUCAGCUUCCUAUGCCUUGAAGCUUGCGCGAGAGCAGCCUCUCAACAUCGAGGCCGAUGCCGAGCUUGGAAUGCCCAUUGACCUCGUCGGUCUGCCAGGUGUCUUUGAUGGAGAUGAGAGCGCUAUCAUGGCCCAAGAUCCUCCGCCGCCGCUUCACCCCAAAGACCGAGCACUUCUCAAGCCCCUGUCAGCACUCGGAAAGCCGACAGCAAUGAACUCGGGUGUCAGUUUCCUUCGCAGAACAGAAUACAUCUCGUCCAACGCUGCCGCCGUCCAACGUUUCGAGUCGAGUACCUCCAAAGAUCUCCUGCGUGUGCGCAACGAUCCCAAGCGCCGCAAGCCUCCGACCGUCAAUCGCGACGACCCCAUCAACAUCAUCAGAUCCCUCGUCAAGGGCUUUGACCUUGCCUACCCUGAAGAUGCUUACACUGGCCCCGACUCGGAAACAAACAUUCGUGGUGCUCCCAUUACCGAAGCCGACAGAAGUGCUUGGAAGAAGCCAAAACACCCUACCAACCCCAACUUGACCCUUUUGGAUUCAUACCCUCUUCUUCCCGACAUGGACGCCUUACCCAUGACUGGCGAAUACCAGAUCGUCAAGUUCAGCACCAACCCAGUCGCCCAAUCAGAUUCCUACGACCACCGCCUCGAUACAGCACUAUUGCGACCACUUGGCGCAGACCUCGCCUUGCUCGAAGAGCGCAUGGAUGCCCACAAAGCUGACCCAACUAUGCCCAAACCCCUGCCCGAGUGGGACUACGACUUGUUCCUGGCAGAGGACGAAAGCUCAGUCCGUGGCAUCAAGCGCAAGUUCGAUACAAACGAUGCUCAGAACGACGACCCCUCACUCUACGACAACGAGGCAGACGGUGAAAGCUUCUUCCUGUUCCAGCGUAUCCGUGAAUACGAGACAUACCAACAGGCCGGUGACGCCGACAACGCAUAUGCCGAUACGGUCGCUCUCGCUCUGCACGACACUGGCGACCGUCUUGAAAAGGGUGCCUAUUUCUAUCCCAUCAAACAGCGAGCCAACCUCCGUCCGAAGCGUAGGACAGCCGGAGUACUUGAGGAGGGCCGCGUCGAGCACGUUGACGUGCUGCAUGUCAACGUCAGAGAUUCCAAUCCAGAUGAAGUCAGCAUGCGCGAGGAUAACCAGGCUAAACUCGACCCUACCACUGAGAGCGUAUAG
Aureobasidium namibiae CBS 147.97 is the source of this 1329-nucleotide messenger RNA. RefSeq names its product Paf1 complex protein. Lineage: Eukaryota; Fungi; Ascomycota; Dothideomycetes; Dothideales; Saccotheciaceae. Gene Ontology annotation, biological process: transcription elongation by RNA polymerase II. Gene Ontology annotation, cellular component: Cdc73/Paf1 complex. Bases 1 to 1329 code for a protein of 442 amino acids. The record is from RefSeq and is a predicted model, not a curated record. The transcript is spliced from 2 exons. Gene Ontology annotation, molecular function: RNA polymerase II complex binding; chromatin binding.